Molecule: messenger RNA, 996 nt
Organism: Momordica charantia (bitter melon)
Lineage: Eukaryota; Viridiplantae; Streptophyta; Magnoliopsida; Cucurbitales; Cucurbitaceae
Source: RefSeq, a predicted model, not a curated record
AUGGCGACCAUAAAGCUUCCAAGUGGUUACAAAUUAAAUCCCAAGAAUCAGGAUAUCUUGGGCUACUAUCUUUUUCACAAGAUUGUUGGAAAGUUCAAGACUCCGCUUCAGUUGCCGGUGAUUGAUGUUUAUUGUCAAGAACCCGGUGAGAUAUGGCAAAAUUUAGGAGGUGUUGAUGGGGAAGACCUCUAUGUUUUCACCAAGCUGAAAAGGAAACGUACUCGCAUCAUUAGAAAAGUUAGUGCCCCCAAUUCUGGUACUUGGAGUGCUGAAACAGCACCUACUAAAAUAUUUUCGUCCACCACUCCAAAGACCCUGUUGGGUACUAUGAAACGUUUUCAUUAUGAGAACGGUCAAGACUGCAGUCAAUUUUCCUGGAUUAUGUACGAGUAUUCUCUCGAUCCCUCCAUUCUACCAUCAACCAACACAAUCGAUAUAAAAGAUUCCUACGUACUUUGUAAAAUCCGAAAAAAGAUGAAAAAUGUUGAGGGUGAUCAAGAAGAAGCUCYCAUUGAAGAUCAACCAAAUUCCAAACGUAGAAAAAUUCACAAGGAUCUUCAACUUUCAAAUGACAUUAGACCUACUGAUACAUGUCCAACUACACAAAUGGGAUUCUCUCGUCUAAAUCUCAAGGAAUUUCAAGAAGAACUCUGCAACAAUAAUUUGGAAAUCAUCCAUACUCGCCCAACAAUGCAAAUAGAAUCUUUUAAUCAGGACUCUGAAAGCAUGCAGUUUCUGACAGAAGGUGGAUUGUACGAAAAUGUCGACAACAUUGAUAAUUGGCCAAUAUUUUUGGAUCAAAAUCUCUACGACRUGGAACCUACCAAUCCAUGUCCAACGGCACAAUUACAAUUUUGUGACCAAAAUCCCAAUAAUAUGCAACCUGCUAAUUCAUGCCCAGCACAAGUGGAGUUAUGUGAUCAAAAAGUGGACAGUGCAGAAGGUUCUGAUACACGUCGCUAUGAAGACUUUGGCAUCACAUUCAACUUGGCGUAG